AUGCAUGCCCAAGCUCUUCAACUCCUUAGAUUUAUUUGCUCUGAAAUAGCAAAACUGGAUGGUAAAAGGGUAAGAGAUCUUAUCGGAAGUCCGUUAGAGGCAGCAGCAACUAUGGGGAACGUUGAGGUUGUUGAAGAGAUAUUACUUUCCUUUCCAAAUGCACUUUCUCUAGUGAAUGAGAACAAACAUGGGGUGUUCCAAAUUGCAAUUGCAAAUCGUAGGGUGGACGUCUUCAAUCUCAUAUACCAGAUAACAACACCACAUCAUCUUUUGCUGGCACAGCGCGAUGCAUCUUAUAACACUGCUUUGCACUUGGUUGCACGUUUGGUUGGAGGAACUACGGAUCAAGCUAGUCUCCAUCUCAGAUCAUGUGCUCCUGGUGCAGCGCUUCAAAUGCAACGUGAACUACAAUGGUUCAAGGUGGUUGAAAAGCUAUCACGGCCUCAAGAUCAAGAGCAAAGGAAUAUAUUUGGCAAGACACCAGCAAUGAUAUUUACUGAAUCACAUGAAAACUUAGCAAAAGAAGGUGAGCAAUGGAUGAAAGAUAGAGCUCACUCUGGGAUCAUCAUAGCAACACUCAUUGCUACCAUCGUAUUUACCUCGGCGAUUACCGUACCAGGUGGAACCAAUAGUGAAAAUGGAAAGCCAAUAUUCUCUGAGAGGACAGGGUUUGUAGCUUUUGCAGUUGCAGAUGCUCUAGCUCUCUUAAUGUCAGCUUCUUCUAUGUUAAUGUUCUUGGGCAUACUCACUGCACGCUAUGCAGUUCAAGAUUUUCUCUCCUCGCUACCGAAGAGAUUGAUAAUCGCCCUUAUUACCCUCUUUCUCUCAAUCAUUUUCAUGAUGAUGGCCUUUACAUCCGUGCUUUACCUGGUUUUUGGAGAAGAAAAGACAUGGGUGCUUGGCCUCGUGUCUUCAUUGGCUAAUAUACCAGUGCUUGUGUUUGCCGUCUUGCAAUUUAAACCUAUUUUCGACAUCAGUUAUUCCACAUAUGGCCCAGCAAUCUUUGGUAAGCGUGGUGAUCGCAUUAUCGUAUAA
This is a messenger RNA of Helianthus annuus (common sunflower), 1035 nucleotides long. RefSeq lists its product as uncharacterized. Lineage: Eukaryota; Viridiplantae; Streptophyta; Magnoliopsida; Asterales; Asteraceae. The transcript is spliced from 2 exons. The record is from RefSeq and is a predicted model, not a curated record. The coding region runs from base 1 to 1035 and encodes 344 amino acids.